Echinococcus granulosus is the source of this 3078-nucleotide messenger RNA. Its product is annotated as Xaa-Pro aminopeptidase. Bases 1 to 3078 code for a protein of 1025 amino acids. NCBI's taxonomy places the organism in Eukaryota, Metazoa, Platyhelminthes, Cestoda, Cyclophyllidea, Taeniidae. The record is from RefSeq and is a predicted model, not a curated record. The transcript has 10 exons. Gene Ontology annotation, biological process: glutathione catabolic process. Gene Ontology annotation, molecular function: glutathione specific gamma-glutamylcyclotransferase activity.
AUGGUGAAAGAACAGGCAUUCUUUUGCCUGCUUUAUUUGCUAGCCAAUUUUCUUAGGAUCCGCGUCGGUUUCUUAACUGGCAAAUUUGGGUUUGUUAAGUCUUUGGGCAAGCCGUUGUCUUCUUGCACUAAGUUUUGCACUGCACAUUCUUCCGCCUCCUCAUUCCCAAUGCGAACAUUUGAUUCUGAGGAACGGCUCGCUCUUCUCCGCCAGGAGAUGAAAAGUCGCCAGCUUGGUGCUUUCAUUCUGCCAAUGGAGGACAGUCAUUUCAGUGAGUAUCUUGCUGCUGCGGAUAAACGCAUCGCCUUUAUAUCCGGUUUCACCGGAUCAGCGGGUACUGCAGUUAUCACAGCUGCAGACAAGGCGGCACUCUGGACUGAUGGCCGCUACCAUAACCAGGCCGCACAAGAACUUGAUAAAAAUUGGAUCCUGAUGCGUGAAGGUCGUCCCGAUGUUCCUACGAUACCUGCUUGGCUAGUCCAGGUGACUCGUCCAGGUUGUCGAAUCGGGUUUGAUCCCCAGCAAAUGCCUUUCAAUGGCGUCGACUUUAUGCAGCGUCAGUUGGAUGCCGUUGCUACCGAGGUGGAUUCAAAUCGCUCUUUCGUCCCUAUUGAAGGAGCGAACCUCGUAGACCUUGUGUGGAAGGAUAGGCCCUCCCGUCCUACUAACCCUAUUCGUGCUGUUCCACUGGAAUCAUUCGCGGGAUAUUCAUGGGAGCAGAAGUUGGACACUCUUCGCGAGCAAAUGAAGACGAAAGGCGUCACUGCGCUUGUCAUCUUCCAGCUAGACGAAAUUGCGUGGCUUUUCAAUCUUCGUGGGUCAGACAUAAAUUACAAUCCCCUCUUCUUUUCCUAUGUGGUUGCAACGAUGGAUGAUGUUCACUUGUUUGUUGAAUGGAGGCGUGGUUUGAACUCCGUUGAUUUUGUUGAAUAUUUUAAAUCACCAUUACAUCGGGUAUUACUUCAUCCGUACGAAGAGUUCUCCUCUUGGCUCAAUUCAAACUCCGCUUGGCGAAGUGGGCGUGUUUGGUUGCCUUCUUCUUCAAGUUAUAUGAUAGCAAGUGCGGUCCCUGAAAAGCAGCGCCUCUUUGACAUUUCCCCGCUUUCUAGUCUUAAAGCUGUGAAAAAUCCUCGGGAAGUGGAGGGCAUGCGACUUUCUAAUCUUGUUGACUCUUUGGCACUGUGUGAUUUCCUGGCCUGGUUAGAAGAUGUUGCCGAAUCUGGUGGAAUGGAUCCGACAGCUGUUACACCCUGUGAUGUGCCUGGUGUUGAACCACCAAAGGUUGUCACAGAGGCCUCUGUCACAGCCUAUCUUAAUGAGAUUCGACUCGCUGCGGAUGGCUGCCUUGGGCUUAGUUUUCCCACAAUUCCUGGGGCAGAUGCAAAUGGAGCUAUAAUUCAUUACGAUGUUGGUGAAAGCGGUGAUAGUUCUCAAUUGACCGGCAAUUCUCUCUUUUUGCUGGAUUCUGGUGGCCAGUACACAACUGGUACAACCGACGUUACCCGGACCGUUCAUUUAGGGGUCCCCACGGAGGAGCAAGUGGCGGACUAUACGGAGGUCUUGAAGGCUCAUGCCUCUCUGGCUACGCUCACCUUCCCAGACAACACAACAGGGACGAAGCUGGAUGUGGUAUGUCGGGCCUCAAUGUGGCGCGAUCGGCGUGACUUUCCCCAUGGCACUGGCCACGGUGUGGGUGCCAACCUCUGCGUUCACGAGGGACCUAUCGGCAUGUCCGGAUGUCGCUCCCAGGCUCUCUCCGCCAUGGGCAUCGCUGAGCCCGGCAUUCACAAGAACAUGGUGUUGACAAUCGAGCCGGGCUACUAUCUCACUGGCAAGUAUGGGAUUCGGCUGGAAAAUGUGGUGCUGGUGGUGGAGAGCCCACAGGGCUCACGCGACUCCGCUACGCCCUUUCUGAGCUUUGAGGCUCUCACUCUGGUUCCUUUUCAGCGCCGCCUCAUCGACGUAGCGGUGCUGGAUAAGGAGACGGUAAUGUGGGUUGACGCCUACCACUCCAAGGUGCGCGAGCGCCUCCUCACCCGAGUGGCAUUUGAGGCAGAGCACAAAAGUCUCAGCGUCGCUCGCAGACGCACCCGAGAUUGGAUCCUCCGGGAGACUGAACCUCUUUGCCAUGGCCUAGACAGGCCUUAUAAAGCCCUGCUCGAAAUUUCAACCAGUGUAUGCACGGAACAUACUCACGCACCAAAACGAGGCAGAGGUCUAAUUGGCCAAACACCCACCAGCCAAUGGGGUCUGACCUUGGUAAAUUUAUUUAGUCAUUGCAUCUGGACGGGGCAGGGUGAGUCGAUUCAAGGCGGACCUUCGAUGGCCCCAAACCAGGAUGAGAGGUCUGCUUCCAUUGCCGAGCGUGUCUGCUUUACACAAAUGAUUUGCCCAGGAAAUGGAAAACUAUACAUAUUCGGUUAUGGGUCCCUUAUCUGGCGACCAAAUAUAUCAUAUACAAGAAGUUGGUCUGGUUACAUAAAAGGUUACAAAAUACGGUUCUACCAGGGAACAACGACACACCGUGGCACACCGCAAUAUCCCGGUCGUGUGGUGACCCUUCUACCCUCAAAGAACAAGGAAGCACGAGUUUGGGGUAAGGCUUAUGAGGUGGACGGAGCUGAACAGAUCAACGCUGCGAUUGAGCAUUUGGCCGAACGUGAAAUGAUCCUGGGCGGUUACAAAUUUGAUGAGGUGUCUUUUUUUCCUCGAAGAGUUAUCCAUGAAAAUCCAGAGGGUCAACAAAAUGAAAGUCAGCUUCCUGAUGUCAUAAGGGCGUUUGUUUACAUCGCAGAACCCGGGAAUGAUCAAUACCUUGGAAAGGCUCCCCUAGAAGUACAGGCACACCAAAUCGCCACAGCAGUGGGCCAUUGUGGUCGUAACGUGGAGUACCUUCAAAAACUGGUAGAUUUUAUAAACUCCGAAGUGCCCAAGAAUGACAUCCGUAAUGACCAAUACAUCCUUAACUUAUGGCGUCUUGUUAAAGAGUACUCGCAUAACGCUGAGUCUCACAACGAUGAUAAAGUUUCCAUUAAAUUCAUAAACUUAACCUCUGCAAACUCUGUCUCCUCCUUCUGA